AAGGAAGAAGGAAGGUAGUAAACAAAUUGCUUUUCUAUUUCUUCUUCAUCGACAGAGCAAACCCUAGGCAGAGAGAAAUCUCUGCAACACACGCACGCGCGUUCACCUCAAACACCAAAGCAAACCCUAGAUUGACAGCGAAACCCCAUGGGAACACCAGAGACGUCCCGGGAACCGUGCCCCGAUCGCAUCCUCGACGACAUCGGCGGCGCGUUUGGCAUGGGGGCGGUGGGUGGCUCUGCCUUCCAUUUUCUCAAGGGUCUCUACAACUCUCCCAAGGGCGAUCGCUUCGUCGGCGCCACUCAAGCCGUUCGCCUCAACGCCCCCCGCGUCGGUGGAAGCUUUGCCGUCUGGGGAGGCCUCUUCUCCGCCUUCGACUGCACCAUGGUCUAUGCGCGCCAGAAGGAGGACCCCUGGAACUCCAUCGUUGCCGGGGCCGCUACCGGAGGUUUCCUCUCCAUGCGCCAGGGCUUCGCCGCUUCCGCUCGUUCCGCCGCCUUCGGUGGCGUCCUCCUCGCUCUCAUAGAGGGCGCCGGUAUCAUGCUCAACAAGUUCCUCAGCGCGCAGCAGCCUUUACCCAUCAUGAUAGACGAGCCACCGCCACCGCCACCAUCGACGCAGGAGGCAGCGGCGGCGCCAGGGUGGAUCGGUGGGUGGUUCGGUGGAGGGAAGAAAGACGAGACUUCCACCGGUUCUGGAAGUGAAACGAAGAUUCUUGAGAGUUUUGAUGCACCCCCUGUGCCCAAUUUUGAGUACAAGUAAUUAUCUAGGUUUGGUCUUUAGGGACAUAUGAUUUGAGUUGAGAACUUACUAUUGAUCUUGUUAUUGAACCUCACUUGAUGAUUGUCUAUCAUACAGUGAUUUUAUCACUUGUUUUCCCCUCUCUUUUUUUGUUGUCAGAAUAACAUGUCAUGUAAGUGUAGUGGUAGGGUUUCAUCAUAUUUAUCUAUGUAUUUUUUUAAUCUUGGUUUGAAUAUUUGAAAAUUUACCUGAUAGAGCUACUGGUUUAUGGAUACUGAUUAACUUUGAAUGCAUCCUUUAACUGAAAA
Molecule: messenger RNA, 1049 nt
Organism: Vigna radiata var. radiata (mung bean)
Lineage: Eukaryota; Viridiplantae; Streptophyta; Magnoliopsida; Fabales; Fabaceae
Product: mitochondrial import inner membrane translocase subunit TIM17-2
Exons: 1
Coding region: 148-762 (204 amino acids)
Biological process (GO): protein import into mitochondrial matrix
Cellular component (GO): TIM23 mitochondrial import inner membrane translocase complex; mitochondrial inner membrane
Molecular function (GO): transmembrane protein transporter activity
Source: RefSeq, a predicted model, not a curated record